AUGUCACCCAGGCAAGCAAAGCAAGAAAAGAACAACUACCCUGAAUAUAUCCAUCGCAAAAUGUUUGAUAAUAUGUUCAUUAAUCUGACAUUGGAAAAAAUUGGUGAGUUCCAUCGUGUCAGUAAAGCUUGGGAGCAAAUGACGAAAAGACAAGAAUUUGUUCUUAAAAAACGUGAGAUGAGCUACCCUGCAACUGAAAACAACAUCCUUGUUUUCACUCAAACAAGCCAAGAAGGUCACCUGUUGCAAGACAAGCUAAUCGCCACCAACAUAAAAGUGCAAAUGGAUAACCCAUGCAACCACAUACGAUUGCAAGAAGAGAUGUCGAUGGGUGACGACGACAUCCAUAAAAUCAUGUCUGUCACCACAGAUUUGGUCUGUCUGCAAACCAGGUCUCAAAUCAAAUUCUUGAACCCAAAGACAACACAACUUGCAUCAAUUGAAUGGCCAUAUGACGUCCCUCUCAGCAAUUGGGUACGUAUCAUCCUCAAAAACUUACGUUUUCAUGGUCCUUAUUGCCGAUGGAAAAAAAACAUGCAAGGCUGCAUUUUUUCCUUUCAAAGUUGUUCAAGUAUUCAUAGAGGGGAAUGGAAAACACUUUGCAAUGUAUAUCCUCGCCUUGUAUUUGAUGGAAUCUGGUUUGAUAGAUUCGUGUAUUGGCGUGUAGACAAACUAUCCUCUGAAAUAGCAACACCUCAAGAGUUGCUGGUCGUGUUUGACUAUCACACUCAACAAUUCCAAACCAUAAACUGCCCUCCAUCUCCAAUCUUCUUUAACCCCACUGAUCCUUAUCAUAUGAAUCUCCAAGUGAAAAUAAUGGACUUCCAGGGGACUGUGUGUGUAAUAGAUGAGUACCACAUCACUCAGAAUCAUCGCUGUUAG
Oldenlandia corymbosa var. corymbosa is the source of this 882-nucleotide messenger RNA. The record is from the annotation of a GenBank genome assembly. Lineage: Eukaryota; Viridiplantae; Streptophyta; Magnoliopsida; Gentianales; Rubiaceae.